This is a messenger RNA of Elephantulus edwardii (Cape elephant shrew), 4161 nucleotides long. It is a transcript of the gene SH3TC2, whose product is annotated as SH3 domain and tetratricopeptide repeats 2. The transcript has 17 exons. The coding region runs from base 1 to 4161 and encodes 1386 amino acids. Gene Ontology annotation, molecular function: protein binding. NCBI's taxonomy places the organism in Eukaryota, Metazoa, Chordata, Mammalia, Macroscelidea, Macroscelididae. Gene Ontology annotation, cellular component: recycling endosome. Gene Ontology annotation, biological process: regulation of ERBB signaling pathway; regulation of intracellular protein transport. The record is from RefSeq and is a predicted model, not a curated record.
AUGUGCCUCAGCCUGAUAGGCAUGAAGCAGUCCACAGAAAGACAGGGAGGAGCGGCUGCCCAGGCGGAGGCCCACAGUGCAAGGACUCUAGGCCUUCAGGCUGGGCGGCCCCUCCCAUCCUCCCUCAGCUCCUGCUACAGCUCCAUAUCAAAGGCCACAUUGUGCACAGAGUGGGCCUUGGUCCUCCUGUGCCUGGAGGAGGCGGGAGGAGGGACACGGUUGGGAGGCUGUCCCCUCCCAACACUGUUCUGGCUGGUGUUCUCAGGGCCUCAGCCCCAGGAGGAUGGUGCACACAUGGGUGGCUGCUUCUGUAUCCCUGGGGAGCGGAGUCUGUCCUGGGGCCCAGGUAAAGGCACUCCUUCCAAGGAUCCAACUUUAUCAAGUGAGUUUACUUCCUCUACUGACUACAAGGAAAGAUGUUUCCUGCUACAGAAUAUGACUCCAGACCUGACACUUUCUUUCUGUGUAAAGAGUCGCUCAAAAAGAUGUGUAAAUGGCCGUUUGCAGGAAGCUGCCAGGAGGAGACUGUGGGCGCUUGAGAAUGAGGACCAGGAGGUGCGUGUGCUGUUCAAGGAUCUUUCAGCGAGGUUGAUGAAUAUCCAGUCCCAAAAGGCACAAUUCCUCAUCACCUUCAAGACUGUGGAGGAAAUCUGGAAGUUCUCUACUUACCUGAAGUUAGGCUAUGUGUCCACCUGUCUGGAGCAUCUCCUCUUUGACCACGAGUACUGGCUCGACUGCAGCUUGGUGGAGGAUACUGAGAUCCAAGUCUCAAUAGAUGAUCAACACCUGGAAGCAAUAUACCUGGGACUCCUGAUACAGGAAGGCUACUUCUUCUGCAGAGCCAUGUUCUCAGUGACUCAGCCAGAUGAGAAGGAAGGCGAAUGCUUAGCGCUUUGCAAGAAUGAGCUAAUCUCUGUCAAAAUCACCGAAGAAGAGGAGUGGGAAGGCGUGUCCCUGGUGACCGGUCAGCGGGGUCUGGUGCCCAUAGCAGCCCUGGAGCCCCUGCCACUUCCUUUCCACCAAUGGUUCCUGAAGAACUAUCCAGGAAGCUGUGGCCUUUCCAGAAAUGGAGAUUGGGCGGGCUCUCAUCAGAUUGGCAGAGGAAAAUGCAAGGCCUUGAAGGGUUAUGAGAAAAAAGAAGAGGAUGAACUGAGUUUCUGCCAGGGAGAAAACAUCGAGAUCAUAGGCUUUGUCAUACCUGGGCUUCAGUGGUUCAUUGGGAAGUCAUACAGCUCAGGAGAAGUGGGCUUUGUUCCCACUAAGAACAUAGAUCCUGAUUCUUAUUCCCCAAUUAGCAAGAACUCCACCUUCUUCAGUGAUGAGGAAAGAUGCUCUCUGUGGGUGCUGGAACGCAACAGGAGAGAAGAAUGCUCCAGCUUCCUCCACAUGCUGGCUCACACUGACAUAACGUCUGUCUACAGGCUGAGUGGCUUUGAAUCCAUCCAGAAUCUUCCAAAGGAUUUGAGUGCAUCCCAGCCUGAAGGGUUCAAGGAGGCCAGGCCUGGUGGAGCCUGGGAGGAGCAUCAGGCCGCAGGCUCCAGACACUCCAGCAGCUCUGAGGACUCCAGUCCAGAGGAGGAGCUCCUCUCAGCUGCCUCUGACAGCUAUCACCUGCCAGAGCCUGAUGACCUCGACGACCCGGAACUGUUUAUGGACCUAACCGCUGAUCAAGAGGAACAGGAAGCUGAAGACUUUGCCCCCAUAUUGGCCUUUCUGGAUCAUAAGGGUUACAAUGACCACUUUAAGAGUCUCUAUGAUUUUUCCUUCUCUUUCCUCACAACUUCCUUUUACAGCUUCUCUGAGGAAGAUGAGCUAAUGGCUUAUCUGGAAGCUUCAAGGAAGUGGGCCAAGCGGGGCCACAUGACCUGGGCCCAUGUCCGCAUCUGCUUCCUCCUGGGUCGGCUAAGCAUCAGAAGAGUCAAACUCUCUCAGGCCAGGGUAUACUUUGAGGAGGCCGUUCGCGUCCUCAGUGGGGCCUUUGAUGACUUGCCCUUAGUAGCUGCUCUGUACAUCAACUUGGCUGCUAUCUACCUGAGGCAGAGACUGAGGUCGAAGAAUUCAAACUUGCUGGAGAAGUCAGGCACCCUGAUGGCCUGCCUGCCUGACCAUGAAUAUACUGCAAAGAUCGAACUCGAUGUGGUGGUCUACGUGCUGCGCCAGGGGAUUGUGGCAGGCAGCCAUCCCCUGGAGGCCCGGGCCUGCUUCCUGGCCAUUCGGCUGCUCCUAAAACUGGGCCGCCAUGAGGAGGUCCUACCCUUUGCUGAGCGUCUAAAGCUCCUCUCCACACACCCUCCCGCCUCAGAUGCUGUGACCAACAUCCUGAGUUUUCUGUACGACAAGAAGUAUCUCCCACAUCUUGCAGUGGCCUCUGUUCAGCAACGUGGUGUGCAAGGUGGCCCAGAGAUGCGGGUUCCGGUUUGGCAGGCCCACUUGGUUCUGCAGAAUUCCACCAAGCUCCUGUGUGCUCCCUCCCAGAGCUGGGAUGAAGUUCCCGCCCUGGCCUGCCCAACGCUCAGCCACGCACUGGCCGCCUGUGAGGAGCGGGCAGACCAGGGCACCCAGAGGGUCUUAUGUCUCAUCCUGUCCAAAAUGUACCUCCAACACAGGUCUCCCGAUGGUGCUAUCUACUACCUGAGCCAAGCCUUGGCCCUUGGGCAGCUGCUGAGCGAGCUUGAAGCCUUUGAGUCGUCCCUCUGCCUGGCGUGGGCCUAUCUCGUAGCCAGCCAGCCGAAGAAGGCUUUGAACAUCAUUGAGCCACUCUUAUCCUCACUGAAAGACACAGACAAUAUCACCCAGAAGGGAGUGGUCCAUAACCUCAUGGGCCUGGCACUUCACUGUGAAGGCCGGGUGACUAGGGCAAGUAAGAGCUAUUUCCGGGCCUUGAACAGAGCCCGGGAAAUGGGGAAUAUACGGAACCAAGCGGUGACUCUAGCCAAUCUCGGCCACCUGACCCUUCGGUCCUGGACUCAGCAGCCAGCCAGGAAUUACCUUCUGCAGGCUGCUCGACUCUAUUCCGAACUCCCAACCAACAAGGAGACAGACAUGGAACUGGUGCAGGUACUGCUCUGGCUGGCCCAAGUCCUGGUGUGUGGACGCCAGUUGGCCAGUGGGUGCCUGUGUUAUGAAAUGGCAUUGCUGUUUGGCUUAAUGCAUCGACACCUAAAGAGUCAGCUUCAGGUCACCAAAUCCCUCUGCCAUUUCUACAGCUCUGAGUCCCCAAAUCCCGAAGCAUGCAUCACCUACCAUGAGCACUGGCUGGCCCUGGCUCAGCAACUCAGGGACCGGGACAUGGAGGGCAGGCUGCUGGAGUCUUUGGGACAGCUCUACAGGAACUUCAACACGCCCAGGUCUCUUAGGAGAUCCCUAAUUUGCAUCAAGGAAAGUCUGCGUAUCUUCAUCGACCUGGGGGUGAAGGACAAGGCUGCUGAGGCCUGGCUCGGGGCUGGGCGCCUCCACUACCUCAUGCAGGAAGAUGAGCUGGUUGAGCUAUACCUGCAGGCAGCCAUCCAGACAGCCCUAAGAACCGAAGAGCACUCCCUGGCUCUCAAACUCUAUGAAGAAGCUGGCGACGUGUUCUUCAACGGGACCCGCAACAGGCACCGUGCAGUGGAGUAUUACCGAGCUGGUGCUGUGCCUUUAGCAAGGAGGAUGAAAGCAGUCAGAACUGAACUCCGUGUUUUCAACAAGUUGACGGAGCUCCAGAUCAGCCUUGAAGGCUAUGAGAAAGCCUUAGAGUUCGCCACCCUGGCUGCUAGACUCAGUACAGUCACAGGGGAUCAGCGGCAGGAGCUGGUGGCCUUUCACCGCCUGGCUACCGUGUACUACACCUUGCACAUGUAUGAAAUGGCUGAGGACUGCUACCUGAAGACUCUGUCCCUCUGUCCACCUUGGCUGCAGAGUCCCAAGGAGGCCCUCUACUAUGCUAAGGUGUAUUACCGCCUGGGUCGACUAACCUUCUAUCAGCUGAAGGAUGCCCACGAUGCCACUGAGUACUUCCUGCUGGCCCUGGCGGCAGCCGUCCUGCUGGGUGAUGAGGAGCUGCAGGACACCAUUAGGAUCAAGCUGGAUGACAUUUACCAGAGCCCCCUGUGGCACAGCAGCCCUGCAGGACGCUCCUCAGAGAGGGCACGGUGGCUCAGUGGUGGGGGACUGACCCUCUGA